AUGAACAAGAGGAGGGUCAUCCUAACAAUCACAAAUGACAAAGCUAAGGAGAUUUCAACAAACAACAACGAAGUUCAAGGAGAUCGGAGCUGGAAUUCAACCAUGGACUGGACUGAACUUCCAGGUGAUACAGUUAUUCAACUUUUUUCUCUUCUGAAUGAUCACGAUAGAGUGAAUUUAUCAUCUGUCUGUCAAAGUUGGUGGUCUCUAGCUGCCUCUCCAUGCUUAUGGCGGUCCCUUGAUCUUCGAGCGCGCAAAUUUGAUAUCUCUACAGCCACAUCUCUUGCUUCUCGAUGUUCUUCCCUUCAGAAACUUUAUUUUGAAGGAGAAGAAUCUGCUGAGGCCAUAAUCAGUCUCAAAGUAAGGACUUUGAUUCAGCUAAGUGGAAACUUUUAUGGGAGAGUUAAUGACGUAACUUUAUCUAAAAUUGUAGAUAUGAAUAAGUUACUUGAAAUCAUUGAAUUCGGUUCUAGCUAUUGUACUGGAAUCAGUAGUGAAGGAAUCAAAUCAAUUGCUAUGUGCUGUCUUAAUCUCAAGAAGCUUUGGCUUUCAGGCCUGAAAGAGGUUAACUCGAUAGCGAUUAAUGCUCUAAGUAGCAAUUGUCACAGUUUGGUAGAAAUUGCGUUUACGGAUUGUGGAAAAGUGGACGAGAUAGCGCUGACAAAUCUCGUAUCAGUUCAGUUUCUCUCAAUUGCUGGAACAUAUCGGUUGAAUUCAUAUCUUGUUAUAGAGCAUUGGAUUAAGUUUGAAAACUUGUUGGCACUGGAUGUUUCGAGAACAGAUAUUAGUGCAAAUGCUAUUGAUAGAUUACUUUCCUAUUCUCCAACUUUAAAGGUAUUAUGUGCUUUUGAUUGUGAGGAAAUGGAGCAAGAUAUUAAUUUUAGACCUAAAAAUGAAAUGGGUAUAAAGUUGAUAUCCAUUCUAACUUACACAUCCACAUUGUUGGAUUCUCAAGAUAUCAUGAUCAUGCCUUGGAUUGAACAAGUUUUAUCGCGUUGCCUUCUUCAUUUUGCAAUUACAAAUCAUCUUCCAGUGAGAUAUUUUUGGCUUUAUGGAGGUAUAACUUUUAUAACUAAGUUUUUAAAAAGUUCGGAAGAGGAGGUACAAGAAAGGGCAAUUAGAAUAAUUCCAAAAUUUGCGACACUUAAUUUUAAAGAGGAGGACGAUGAUGCAGUUAUUGAUCAACGAGUAGAGGCAAUAGUAGAUUGGGUAACAAUUUUUUUAAAUCUAGUUAAAUCAUCCGGCGAAGGAGUUAAAUUAGAGGUGGCUAAGGCAAUAAAUAUAUUGUUUUCGAGUGAAGAAUUUGCGAGUGUGACAGUCAAAAGAGGGAUGGAAGUUCUAAUGAAAUUGCUCGAGUCUAGUAGUAAAUUAAUCCUUGAAGAGGCUAGUAAUGCAUUAAGGUGUUUGCGUGAAAUGGUGCCAAAGAAUCAAUAUAAGACAAAUAUUAUUGGUACACUAGCAAUUAUGACAUCAGAUGAAAGAAUAAACGUGGAAAUUAGCAGAAAUGGUUGCUUAGAUGUACUCGUGGCUAUUACUCAAGAUUGUGUGUUUGUUGGAGUAUUGGAGCAGGUUGUUUGUGUCUUUGCUAACUUGAUAGGAAAUACACAUACAAAUGACAACGAUAUAAUAGUUGGAUACAAAUUACGUGCCCUUCAAGCACUUGUACAACUCAUUCAUUCAACAGAUAAACAUACACGUCAAGAAGCUGUUGAGGCACUUAGUAAUUUGUCUUUUGAUGAAAGGAACCGAGAAGCAAUUGUAGCUGUUGAUGGCGUUGAAACUUUGGAUAUACAUGUCACUAUAAUGGGAACCCUUUGGAAUCUCGUAUUCAAACCGAAAAUAGCUCUUCGUGUAGUUGAAAAAAAGGGGAUUCAAGUUCUUGUUCGCAUUUGUCUGGUUUCCGGAUCUGAACUAGCACGAUUCUUAGCUAUUUUAGUAAUGGCUUACAUUUUUCAUGUCCUCCCAGAAGGAUGCAAAUACACUAUAAGAGAUUCAUCUAAUGAACCAACAAAGACUUUAAGGAUUGGAAUGAAGCAUAUUGAAGAUUUUAUUAACAGCUUCUUGGAUGAUGAAACACUUAAAUGUGAUGAUUUAUCUUUAAGAACUAUCGAUUUGUAUCGAGUUGUCGAGUUUGCUCGUAUACAGGAUGUGCAUAAACUGAAAUGCAGUGGAGCCGAAAUUGCACGUUUUGUUGACAUGUUAGGAAGUUCAUAUUCCUCAAUUAAGUCCUGCGCUGCAUUCGCUUUAAUGCAGCUUACUGCAUCAGGUUACAAGAAUAGAGUGCAUCAUAUUCGUCUUAUAAACGACAAGAAAACGGUUAGGAUUUUGCGGUCGACAUUCCUAUGUUGGAGUGCACCUCUUGCGGCCAAGAUUUUUUCUAAAAUAGUAAUUCGCAAUUUGAAUUAUGAUAAACAGUUGUUGAAAUGGUUUAUGCGUGGUUGA
This is a messenger RNA of Impatiens glandulifera, 2442 nucleotides long. Its product is annotated as protein ARABIDILLO 1-like. Gene Ontology annotation, molecular function: protein binding. The coding region runs from base 1 to 2442 and encodes 813 amino acids. The transcript has 9 exons. The record is from RefSeq and is a predicted model, not a curated record. NCBI's taxonomy places the organism in Eukaryota, Viridiplantae, Streptophyta, Magnoliopsida, Ericales, Balsaminaceae.